This is a messenger RNA of Agrilus planipennis (emerald ash borer), 1273 nucleotides long. It is a transcript of the gene Tbp, whose product is annotated as TATA-box-binding protein. Lineage: Eukaryota; Metazoa; Arthropoda; Insecta; Coleoptera; Buprestidae. Gene Ontology annotation, biological process: DNA-templated transcription initiation. Gene Ontology annotation, molecular function: RNA polymerase II general transcription initiation factor activity; DNA binding. The transcript is spliced from 4 exons. The record is from RefSeq and is a predicted model, not a curated record. The coding region runs from base 196 to 1131 and encodes 311 amino acids.
UUGUGUUUAUAGAUUGUUUUCUUCUCUAUGACUUGUGUUGUUGAGUACAGAUGAGGAGAUGAGUGAGGUUAUAAACAAAAACAAAUAGGUUUUUAGAAGGAAAAGUAAUAACGGCGGUAAAACGUUUUCCAAAGUGGAAUUGAUUAAAAAAAAUAGGGUCAUAUUUAAGAAAAUUCUAAGUAAAAACUACUUAAAAUGGAUCAAAUGCUUCCCAGUCCUGGGUUUAGUAUACCCAGUAUAGGUACUCCACUUCAUCAACCUGAAGAAGACCAACAAAUUCUUCCGAAUGCUUUACAACAGCAACAGCAAUCAAACCAACAAAAUCAACAGGUGCCUCCAUUAGCUCCAAUGGGGGGCUUAACACCUACCCUUGGACUUGGAAUGAGUAUGAAUAUUAUCCAGCAACCUACAAAAUAUGUACCUGGAUUCACUACACCACAAAGUAUGAUGCAGGCAACAACUCCUCAACAUUCCAUGAUGUCUUCGUCAAUGGUUAAUGUUGGAGGAUCAAAUAACUCAGUAACACCACCAAGUAUUGGUCCUGCAACACCAGCUCCAAUGACUCCACUUACACCUCAUUCUGCAGAUCCUGGCAUUGUUCCACAACUACAAAACAUUGUAUCAACAGUUAAUUUAAAUUGUAAAUUAGAUUUGAAAAAAAUCGCCUUGCACGCACGUAAUGCAGAAUAUAAUCCUAAACGUUUUGCCGCUGUAAUAAUGCGUAUAAGAGAGCCGCGCACCACCGCACUAAUUUUUUCUUCUGGUAAAAUGGUAUGCACAGGUGCAAAAAGCGAAGAAGAUUCUCGUUUAGCUGCAAGAAAAUAUGCCAGAAUAAUCCAAAAAUUAGGAUUCCCUGCUAAGUUCCUUGACUUUAAAAUACAAAAUAUGGUGGGAAGUUGUGAUGUGAAAUUUCCAAUUCGAUUGGAAGGACUUGUUCUUACUCAUGGUUCUUUUAGUUCAUAUGAACCUGAAUUGUUUCCUGGGCUAAUUUACCGAAUGGUUAAGCCUAGAAUCGUUUUACUCAUUUUUGUUUCGGGAAAAGUUGUUUUAACGGGCGCUAAAGUACGACAAGAAAUUUAUGAAGCAUUUGACAAUAUUUAUCCAAUUUUAAAAAGUUUUAAAAAGCAGUAAACAAUCUCUUUUAAAGAAAGUAUUAUUCAUAUUGAACACCCGACUUGAAUUGCGUUGCCUUUUCGUUUGAAUUGAACUGGCUAUUUUAAUGUUCAUAGUGUUUAGAAAAUCAAUUUGUAUAUAAAUAUACUAUUUAACGAAA